Molecule: messenger RNA, 1893 nt
Organism: Olea europaea var. sylvestris
Lineage: Eukaryota; Viridiplantae; Streptophyta; Magnoliopsida; Lamiales; Oleaceae
Product: cyclin-B2-3-like
Exons: 12
Coding region: 311-1639 (442 amino acids)
Biological process (GO): regulation of cyclin-dependent protein serine/threonine kinase activity; mitotic cell cycle phase transition
Cellular component (GO): centrosome; cytoplasm; nucleus
Molecular function (GO): cyclin-dependent protein serine/threonine kinase regulator activity
Source: RefSeq, a predicted model, not a curated record
AAACGGAACAUCUCGACUUUUCAUCCAACGGCAGCAUUUACUAGCCGUUGUUUUUAAAAUUAUACGAGAGAAAUCGGACAUAUCCCCUGUUUACGUUUUCGGCAAGCAAUUUUCCCCUACAUUGAUUCUUCUGAUUCAAUUGGCCAGAAGAAUUUCAAUCCCAAGAAAAUAUAAAAAUUACAUUGAGAGAGAGGAAGAGUAAGAGGAAGAGAGACAGAGAUUUUCAAUACUCUAAUUCUAUCGUUGAAUUUAGAGUAUAGAACUUUCUGGGUUUUUCUUGACUUUGAAGGUGAUUUGCAAGAUAAUCAAGAUGCGUAGAUCAGAUGAGAACUUUCCGGCCAUGAUCAGGCCUUCAAACAUUCAAGUAGGUGGGUUGAGGACUACAGGAACUGGGCAAACUAGGAGGGCACUGGGUACGAUAAAUAGGAACAUAAUUGCACCUCCCCCUUACGCAUGUGCAGUCCAUAAGAGAGGUGUUUUAGCAAAGAAAAAUGCUGAUGGAAAUAAGAAACCUGCAAUUCCCAUUCAUCGACCUGUCACUAGGAAAUUUGCUGCAGAAAUGGUUGGCAAUCAGCAGCAGCAAUCUACUGAGGAAGUCAAGCCAUCAGUCCAACCAGUUUCCAGUGCAUGGCAAUCUGAAGAUUGCCUUGUUAUUGAUGCAGAGGAGGAUUGCCUUGUUAUUGAUGCAGAGGAGGAUUACAAGGCAUCCGCUAACUUUGAUAUGCCGAUGUUUGUUCAACACACAGAAGCUAUGCUGCAAGAAAUCGAUAGGAUGGAUGCAGAAGUUGAAAUGGAAGACAUCGAUGAUGUGGAGGAGCCAGUUGUGGACAUUGACACUGAUGAUAAGAAGAACCCACUUGCAGCAGUCGAGUAUAUUGAUGAUAUGUACUCUUACUAUAAGAAGACAGAGAGUUUAAGCUGCGUCCCACCAAACUAUAUGGCCCAGCAAUUCGAUAUUAAUGAAAAGAUGAGAGGUAUUCUCAUUGAUUGGCUGAUUGAGGUGCAUUACAAGUUCGAGCUGAUGGACGAGACCUUAUAUUUAAUUGUCAAUCUCAUCGAUAGAUUUUUAGCAGUCCAUCCAGUUGUGAGAAAGAAACUCCAGCUUGUUGGGGUGACAGCUAUGCUUCUUGCUUGCAAGUAUGAAGAGGUUUCUGUUCCAGUUGUGGAAGAUUUCAUAUUGAUUUCUGACAAAGCUUACUCUAGAAAGGAAGUUCUUGAUAUGGAGAAAUUAAUGAUCAAUACCCUUCAGUUCAAUCUUUCAGUGCCAACUCCUUAUGUGUUUAUGAUACGAUUUCUCAAAGCUGCUCAAUCUUUUAAAAAGUUGGAACUGCUUGCCUUCUUUUUGAUCGAAUUGUGCCUGGUUGAGUACGAGAUGCUUAGGUUCCCACCCUCUUUACUAGCAGCUGCUGCUAUCUUUACUGCUCAAUGUACCCUCGGAGGGUCGACGCAGUGGAAUAAGACUUGCCAGAAGCAUACAAAAUACAUUGAAGACGAGCUUCUGGAUUGUGCCAAACUUAUGGUAUCCUUUCACCAGAAGGCAGGCACUGGGAAGCUUAGUGGCGUGCACAAGAAAUAUAGUACAUACAAAUACGGGUAUGCAGCUGAAACAGAACCUGCUGUUUUUCUGUUAAAAUGUUAGAAGGAUUUUAUGGGUUGAUAAUGUUGAAGUUACUUGCUUCGAUGCAACAGAGAAAUUUGGGUUGUUGGGGUUGGGGUGCAACAGAGAAAUCAAUGGUUUUUCUUAUAUCUUUUGUGAUUUGUUCUUAUUUGUGGUUCAUGAAAGUACAGGCUUGAGUUUAUUUCGUUGAAACCAUUUCUGGUUUAUCUGAUAUUCCGAUCAAUUCAUUUGUCUGAUUAUUUAUAAAACUUGGGACAAUCAACUUUGAACCUGAA